This is a messenger RNA of Ziziphus jujuba (common jujube), 1491 nucleotides long. Its product is annotated as CMP-sialic acid transporter 1. NCBI's taxonomy places the organism in Eukaryota, Viridiplantae, Streptophyta, Magnoliopsida, Rosales, Rhamnaceae. Gene Ontology annotation, biological process: pyrimidine nucleotide-sugar transmembrane transport. Bases 153 to 1160 code for a protein of 335 amino acids. The transcript has 8 exons. Gene Ontology annotation, molecular function: pyrimidine nucleotide-sugar transmembrane transporter activity. Gene Ontology annotation, cellular component: Golgi membrane. The record is from RefSeq and is a predicted model, not a curated record.
GUUUCGGGCUAUCGCUGAUUGUGCUUCUUAAGUAGGCUUUUCCCAGAAACACCAUUAGUGAGAAAUAUUUGGUUUAUUCUCUGUAUACGCCAUAAAUCUCUUCACAAGAUGCAAACUUGUUAAAGGCAAAAGAAAAGCUAACGUGGAAGACGAUGCAGUGGUACUUUGUUGCCGCGCUUCUCACUGUCCUCACUAGCUCACAGGGAAUCUUGACAACUCUAUCCCAAAGUAAUGGCAAGUAUAAGUAUGACUAUGCAACUGUUCCAUUUCUUGCUGAAGCGUUCAAGCUAGCAGUUUCUAGUUUACUUCUUUGGCGUGAGUGUAAACAAUCACCUUCUACACGGAUGACCACGGAUUGGAAAAGCAUGCGUCUAUUUCCUAUUCCUUCAAUUAUAUAUCUAAUUCAUAACAACGUUCAAUUUGCUACUCUGGUUUAUGUGGAUACAUCCACGUACCAGAUAAUGGGAAAUCUGAAGAUUAUUACCACUGGCAUAUUGUUCAGACUGUUCCUGAAGAGGAAGCUGUCUAAUCUGCAAUGGAUUGCUGUUGGUCUCUUAGCUAUUGGAACAACCACAAGCCAGGUUAAAGGUUGUGGAGAAGCUUCAUGUGAAUCUUUGUUCUCGGCACCAAUACAAGGAUAUAUGUUGGGAAUCCUUUCAGCUUGUCUUUCAGCUUUAGCUGGUGUUUACACAGAGUUUCUGAUGAAGAAGAACAAUGAUAGCUUGUACUGGCAGAAUUUACAAUUGUAUACAUUUGGUGUGAUUUUCAAUAUGGCACGGCUUGUCAUGGAUGAUUUCAGGGGUGGAUUCGAGAAUGGACCGUGGUGGCAACGCCUUUUCAAUGGAUAUUCCUUAACAACUUGGCUGGUGGUCUUAAAUCUUGGCUCCACUGGCUUGCUGGUUUCAUGGUUGAUGAAAUAUGCUGACAAUAUCAUUAAGGUGUACUCAACAUCUAUGGCAAUGCUUUUAACAAUGGUUUUAUCAGCCUACCUUUUCAACUUCAAGCCCACAUUGCAGCUCUUCUUGGGUAUUUUAACCUGUAUGAUGUCAGUGCACAUGUAUUUUGCCCCUCCAAACAUGCUCGUGGAUAUUCCUUCAACUGUUAAGGCAGCUCCUGGCAAUCUGAAAGAAGUUACUGUUGAAGGAAGAACAGAUUCUUGAUCUGCUCAAGGGAAAUUGAUUCUUUUGUGAGAUUUGUAAUGAAAGCUAGAUCUACAUGCAAUUGACCACAACGUUAGUAUAAUGGAGAGGCAUCCUAUAAGUGGAGUCACAGAACCUUCCUUAUGCAUCUUGAUUCCUCUUUGCUAUCAGAAAUCGCUGACUAAAGAGAACAAUUCACUCCGGCUGAUAAUAACACUGCUUCGAUCAAUUUCAAUCACAUGAAAUAGGUUAAUCAAUGAUUUAGUGUCUUUAAAUUCUUUGUUAUAUGCUGAUGUUUUAAAACAAAAUUUUAUUUAGUUGAUUUAAAACCAAAAAAAAAAGGAAGACAAAA